This is a messenger RNA of Punica granatum (pomegranate), 2217 nucleotides long. The record is from RefSeq and is a predicted model, not a curated record. Lineage: Eukaryota; Viridiplantae; Streptophyta; Magnoliopsida; Myrtales; Lythraceae.
AAAUUAUACAUGAUACAAACACAUAUACUAUGAUAUACAACUUUCCAAUCAAGACUAGACACACUGCGCUGUAGAAUCCCACAACGUUAAUAAAACUUGCUUUCGUAAGCAUGAAUCUUUGCAUGCGGAUAACUAAAUAUGCGUGCUCUGACUAUGAAGUGCUUUCAGUGAGUUCCUGAACUGUUAACAUAAACCGAAUAAAUAAUUUUAAUGAGAGAAACAAAGAUAAUAAUGAACGAGGAGAAGAAGAAGGAGAAGAGAAAAGAAAAAAGGUGUGUCCCUUCACCCUUCACUUUUGCCUUUAGUGCCAAGCUAUCACGAGACUCCUCUGAAACCUCUCCUGCCUCUCUAAUUAGUCUUUCUGCUGCCAAGCCUGUGAAAAUCAGAAGCCAAAAGCCUAUCUUUCUUUCCAUCUUCUCUCCUUAAUUUCUGCCAAAAGACAAAGGAAAAAGAAGUUCGUUGACAAAACUAAUUUUCUCCGUUUUCAUCUUCUUCCCCGAGCUCCGUUAAUCCUUCUUCUCCAUGGCUCGUCUCUGCCUUCAUGUCCUCUGCCUUCUUCUUCUGUUUUCUCCUCCUGAUCUUUGACGGGUCUUUUCUGUUUCAUGUCUCCCUCGGGUUAGCCUUGAUGAAUAUCAGUAAGAAUCCAUGUUUCUGAAUCAGUUCAUGCACUUCUUAAAAUCAAUCCACACUUUCAGGAGGAAGACAAACAAAUAAGUAAACACAACACAUAUAAGAAGAAGAAAGAAGAAGUCCUUUAUCUGUCACUCACUUCCUUCAAUGGCUUCAUCGUGUUUCAACCCGUUUCGUCUCCGAAGAUCAAAGAGCAGCAAACGCUUGUCGUCAUCCCUUCCUUCGUCUUCGAAAGCCCGCCUCAACUCCGACAUGGAGAACAUGGAGAGGAAGAGGUUCGACAGCCUGGAGUCAUGGUCGAUGAUCUUGGACUCCGAGAACGUCGAGACGUGGGAGGCUUCUAAAGAGGACCAGGAGGAGUGGACUGCCGAUCUCUCCCAACUCUUUAUCGGGAACAAGUUUGCCUCUGGAGCCCAAAGCCGGAUAUACCGUGGGAUUUAUAAGCAGCGAGCCGUCGCCGUGAAGAUGGUUCGUGUCCCGAACCAGAAGGAGGAGACUAGAGCUUCACUUGAGCAGCAGUUCAAGUCUGAAGUUGCCUUCCUCUCACGUCUCCUUCAUCCUAACAUUGUGCAGUUCAUUGCAGCAUGUAAGAAGCCACCAGUGUACUGCAUCAUCACAGAGUACAUGUCUCAGGGAAACCUAAGGAUGUACCUCAACAAGAAGGAGCCUUACUCCCUUUCGACCGAGACGAUCCUAAGGCUCGCUCUCGACAUCUCACGGGGAAUGGAGUACCUUCACUCCCAAGGGGUGAUCCACCGAGACCUCAAAUCGAACAACUUACUCCUGAACGACGAGAUGCGGGUCAAAGUGGCCGAUUUCGGAACGUCCUGCCUGGAGACGCAGUGCAGGGAAACCAAAGGCAACAAGGGGACUUACCGGUGGAUGGCGCCCGAGAUGAUCAAGGAGAAGCCCUACACCAGGAAGGUCGAUGUUUACAGCUUUGGGAUCGUUCUGUGGGAGCUCACAACCGCUCUGCUCCCGUUCCAAGGAAUGACUCCCGUUCAGGCCGCUUUCGCCGUGGCGGAGAAGAACGAGAGGCCGCCUCUUCCGGCGAGCUGCCAGCCUGCUCUGGCCCACCUGAUUAAGCGGUGUUGGGCGACGAACUCGGCAAAGCGGCCCGAUUUCAGUGACAUCGUGGCAGCUCUUGAGAAGUACGACGAAUGCGUCAAGGAAGGCCUUCCCUUGACUCACCACUCACCACUAGUGAGCCGAAACGUGAUCUUGAAUCGAUUGAAGGACUGCGUAUCCAUGAGAUCUUCUGUCCCCGUACAGGCCUGACAGACACUCGUGUAAGAUCCUCAACAUUCAUAGGGGUAGAUCAGUCUGAUAUUAUUUUUGUACAUUUUUUCAUGGUCCAUUCUCACAUAUAUGUUCCACAUAACUAUGUCAUAGCGCGCCAUCGAAACAGUUUCUCAUGUUACAUAUCAUCUAUCGGUACACCCAAUAUUUGACUGGUCCUGUAGUUCAAGAUGUUCAGAGUAUUAUUGUUCGACUCUGUCAGUAAACGUUCGUUAACGAUCGAGAAUGGAGUUGAAAAUUCGUUGUUUCAGUUGACAAAGAUGUAUAUGGAUGAAAAUGUUAGAAAGA